This is a messenger RNA of Pezoporus flaviventris, 1760 nucleotides long. Its product is annotated as heterogeneous nuclear ribonucleoprotein K-like. The record is from RefSeq and is a predicted model, not a curated record. The transcript is spliced from 15 exons. Gene Ontology annotation, molecular function: mRNA binding. Gene Ontology annotation, biological process: regulation of transcription by RNA polymerase II; regulation of mRNA splicing, via spliceosome. Gene Ontology annotation, cellular component: nucleus; cytoplasm. The coding region runs from base 409 to 1692 and encodes 427 amino acids. Lineage: Eukaryota; Metazoa; Chordata; Aves; Psittaciformes; Psittacidae.
UAAAGAUGGGAAUUGGAUAAUUGUUCACUUUAAAUACCUGAAAAUCGUUAUCAGUAAACAUGAUUACUUAAAACUAACAAAUAUUGGAAUAUUGACCAAGUCCCUAAUUGUUCAGACUGAUUGUUUAUCUGUAAGUUUACAGACUUUACUUCUUCUCUUAGUGAUGUGUUUGGCCUUGUUAUGUUUUCUCAUUUAUAAAGAAAAGCUUUGCAGCAAAAACUCGGGUCAAACCCUCAUUUUCAGUUGUAGUGAGAAUCAGACUCUGUAAGUGAACAGAGGGUAUAUGCUGUUUUCAUAGGCUUCUGAAGCAGUAGGCUGCUGGAUUUUGAUCCUGCCCAGAACACUUGAGAUUUGCUCUGCAAGCACAUAUAAAACUGGUUUUAUCUGCACACCUAAGAAUAAAAGGUAAUGGAGACUGAACAACAGGAGGAAACCUUUACCAACACAGAGACAAAUGGCAAACGCCCUGCAGAAGAUAUGGAGGAAGAACAGGCCUUCAAAAGAUCUCGGAAUACAGAUGAGAUGGUCGAGUUGCGCAUCCUGCUUCAAAGCAAAAAUGCUGGAGCAGUGAUUGGAAAAGGUGGCAAAAAUAUUAAGGCACUUCGUACAGAUUACAAUGCAAGUGUUUCAGUCCCAGACAGCAGUGGCCCUGAGCGCAUCUUGAGUAUAAGUGCAGAUACAGAGACAAUUGGAGAAAUCUUGAAGAAGAUUAUCCCUACUUUAGAAGAGUAUCAACACUACAAAGGUAGUGACUUUGACUGUGAAUUAAGGCUUCUAAUUCACCAAAGUCUAGCAGGAGGAAUUAUUGGUGUCAAGGGUGCUAAAAUCAAAGAACUCAGAGAGAACACUCAGACCACCAUUAAGCUCUUCCAAGAGUGUUGUCCUCAUUCCACUGAUAGAGUGGUGCUUAUUGGUGGAAAACCUGAUAGAGUUGUGGAAUGUAUAAAGAUUAUCUUGGAUCUUAUCUCUGAGUCUCCAAUUAAAGGACGGGCCCAGCCUUAUGAUCCCAAUUUCUAUGAUGAAACAUAUGACUAUGGUGGCUUCACAAUGAUGUUUGAUGAUAGAAGGGGACGUCCAGUAGGCUUUCCAAUGCGUGGAAGAGGUGGUUUUGAUCGAAUGCCUCCUGGUCGUGGUGGACGACCCAUGCCUCCAUCAAGACGAGAUUAUGAUGAUAUGAGCCCUCGCAGAGGACCUCCACCGCCUCCACCAGGUCAUGGUGGCAGAGGUGGCAGCAGAGCUCGUAAUCUUCCUCUUCCUCCUCCACCACCUCCUCGUGGCGGAGAUCUUAUGUCUUAUGACCGAAGGGGUAGAGCUGGAGACCGUUAUGAUGGAAUGAUGAUGCAGUGUCAUGUGGAUGCCUGCGAUGACAUGCAGCCACCAGAGUUGUUUGAGGGUGGCUCUGGAUAUGACUAUUCUUACACAGGGGGCCGUGGUUCAUAUGGAGAUCUUGGUGGACCCAUUAUCACAACACAAGUAACGAUUCCCAAAGAUCUGGCAGGAUCUAUUAUUGGAAAGGGAGGCCAGCGAAUCAAACAAAUACGUCAUGAGUCAGGAGCUUCAAUCAAAAUUGAUGAACCACUAGAAGGCUCAGAAGAUCGAAUAAUAACAAUUACAGGAACACAGGACCAGAUACAAAAUGCUCAGUAUUUACUGCAGAACAGUGUGAAGCAGUAUUCUGGAAAGUUUUUCUAAGACUAGUGAAGAUCUGAAGGAGUCCUGCACUUUUUUUUUUUCCCCUAAAAAAAAAUUAUUUUUUUUUU